Molecule: messenger RNA, 3675 nt
Organism: Ficedula albicollis (Collared flycatcher)
Lineage: Eukaryota; Metazoa; Chordata; Aves; Passeriformes; Muscicapidae
Gene: TBL3
Product: transducin beta like 3
Exons: 22
Coding region: 18-2450 (810 amino acids)
Biological process (GO): endonucleolytic cleavage in 5'-ETS of tricistronic rRNA transcript (SSU-rRNA, 5.8S rRNA, LSU-rRNA); endonucleolytic cleavage to generate mature 5'-end of SSU-rRNA from (SSU-rRNA, 5.8S rRNA, LSU-rRNA)
Cellular component (GO): nucleolus; small-subunit processome; 90S preribosome
Molecular function (GO): protein binding; U3 snoRNA binding
Source: RefSeq, a predicted model, not a curated record
GCACGUGGGCCGCAGCCAUGGCGGACACGGACUCGGCCGCCGCCGCCGCCGUGCGCUUCAAGAGCAACUACGCCGCGACGCGAAAGAUCGAGCCGUUCUACAAAGGAGGGCGAAUCCAGAUAAGCCGGGAUGGGAAGUUCAUGUUCUGCCCCUGUGGGAGCAAAGUCAACGUCAUCGAUGUGGAAACGGGAGCUGUCCUGCACAGCCUCCAGCAGGAUGAGGAAGAGGAUGUCACAGCAUUUGUGCUCAGCCCUGAUGAUGAGGUGCUGGUGACGGGCAGCCGGGCGCUGCUGCUGCGCCGCUGGCGCUGGAGGGAGCCCAGCUGUGAGCGCAGCUGGCGAGCCGUGCACACCGCGCCCGUGGCCACCAUGGCCUUCGACCCCACGGCCACCCUGCUGGCCACAGGUGGCUGUGACAGCACCAUUAAGAUCUGGGAUAUGGUCAAACACUACUGCACGCACAACCUGAAAGGAUCCUCUGGAGUGGUACACCUGGUCGAGUUCCACCCCGACAUCUCCCGCCUGCAGCUCUUCUCCUCCUCCAUGGAUUACAAAAUCCGCAUCUGGGACCUGAGCUCCAGCAAAUGUGUGGCACUGCUGGAUGGGCACUUCAGUGCUGUCACCUCACUGGCGUUUGCAGAUGGGAACACCCUCCUGAGCUCUGGCCGUGACAAGAUCUGCAUGGUCUGGGACCUGGACACCAGGCAGAGCAAACGAACUGUCCCUGUGUAUGAGACUGUGGAAGCCGCUGUCUUGUUGCCCGAAGAGGGAGAUUUCUCUCAGCUGGGUGUGAAGAAACAAGGGCUGCACUUUGUCACAGCUGGCAGCAAAGGCAUGCUGAGGGUGUGGGAGGUGGCCACAGCUGCCUGUGUGCACACCCAGCCCGUGCCCUUCACGCUGCAGGAGGAGCCCAGCGAGCACAGCCUCUCCCAGUGCCAGUUUGUUCCUGCCAGGAAUGAGAUCCUCACCGUGUCCAUGGAGCACAACAUCAUCUUCUAUGAUGCUCACACCCUGCAGCUCAGGAAGCAGCUCGCAGGAUACAAUGAGGAGGUUCUGGAUGUGAAGUUCCUGGGCCCUGGUGACUCUCACAUUGUUGUGGCCACCAACAGCCCCCAGCUGAAAGUGUUUGAGCUGGCAACAUCCCAUUGCCAGAUCCUGUAUGGCCACACAGAAACAAUCCUGGCUUUGGAUGUCUUCAGGAAAGGCCUGAUGUUUGUCACCUGUGCCAAGGACAGGAGCGUGCGGGUGUGGCGGAUGGGCAGGGCUGGCAGGGUCAGCUGUGUGGGGCUGGGCCUGGGCCAUGCCCACAGCGUGGGAGCUGUCACCUGCUCCAGGCUGAAGGAAAGCUUUGUAGUGACCAGCAGCCAGGACUGCACCAUCAAGAUCUGGAACAUCCCAGAAUCUCUCACUUCCAAAGCAAAAGCAGCCUUGAUCUCCAGUCCAGAGCCCCUCCAUGCCAGAGUGACUGAGAGGGGCCAUGACAAGGACAUCAACAGCGUGGCAGUGUCCCCCAAUGACAAACUGCUGGCCACGGGCUCGCAGGACCGGCUGGCCAAGCUCUGGUCCUGCUCUGACUGCUCCCUGCUGGGGGUUUUCUCUGGCCACAAACGUGGCAUCUGGUGUGUGCAGUUCUCCCCUGUGGAUCAGGUCUUGGCCACCUCCUCAGCUGAUGGGACCCUGAAGCUUUGGGGACUUCGGGAUUUCAGCUGCCUGAAGACCUUUGAAGGCCACGAUGCCUCAGUGCUGAAAAUCAUCUUUGUGAGCCGAGGGGCUCAGCUGCUCAGCAGUGGAUCUGAUGGUCUCUUAAAACUCUGGACAAUUAAAACAAACGAGUGUGUGAAAACAUUAGAUGGUCAUGAAGAUAAGAUCUGGGGCCUUCACUCCAACAAGAAAGAUGACAUGGUCGUGACAGCCUCCAGUGACUCCUGCAUCACCCUGUGGCAGGAUGUGACUGAAAUUGAGGAGAAAGAAGCACAGGCUAAACAGGAGGAGCAGAUUAUGAAAGAGCAAGAGCUUUCUAACCUCCUCCAUGAGAAAAGGUACCUCAAAGCUCUGGGCUUGGCCAUCUCCCUGGACCGGCCACACACGGUGCUGACAGUGGUCAAGGCCAUCCUGAAGGAGCCUGAGGGGAGGAGGCACCUGGAGGAGAACAUUGCUCGGCUCCGCAAGGAUCAGAAAGAGGCAGUGCUGGGCUUCCUGGUGACCUGGAACACCAACUCCAGAAACUGCCACGAGGCGCAGGCUGUGCUGGAAACGCUGCUGAAGCACGAGACACCUGACAACCUCCUGCAGCUCUCAGGAGUUAAAUCUGCUGUGGAGUCCCUGCUGCCCUACACAGAGCGUCACUUCCAGAGGCUGAGCCGCCUGCUCCAGGCUUCCACCUUCAUCGAGUUCAUGUGGCAGAACAUGAGGCUGGCAGAUGUGGCCCAGCAGGACCAGGGGACUCUGUGACCCCCCCACUUCCACCACAUUCUCUCUCCAAGAAGCCCACCAGGAUGGCAGCUGGAUUUUUAGUUCCUGUAUUUUAUUAUAAAUGUUUUCAUUUCUAAACCAAGUCCAGUAUUCAUUCUCCUCGGGGAUGAAAGAAAGGAAAAGGUAAUUUCUUGGCCAAACUGGGGUUUGUGUUUUCACACCCUGAAGUUUCAGACUCACAAACAGCAGUUAGUUUGGGAUAAAAAGGCAGAAGGCCAAGAAGCAGUUGGGAUUUAAAGGAUUCAUGGAGCUGGGAUCUUGCUUGGGCAAAGCAGUCUGGACCAAGGCAGGGGUCCCACCUGUACCCAUCCCAAAUUUAGCACCUGGGAAGGAGAGAAGCACAAUUUAAAUUGCCCAAACAGCAAAUUUUAAAAGCAUAAAACACAAGCAGGCUUCAGAGAUAUUUACAUGUAUUUUAUUCCAUAGUCACAAAUGUAUAAAAUUCAAACAAUACAAAAACUCACAAAUUCUUAUAAAAGUAUUAACAGAUACCUGGGAGAACAAGUACAAUUAAAGCCAUCAGUGUAGAGAAAAGUCUUAAUUUUCCUAUAACUCUCUUUCUAACUCAUUUCUAGCAGAAGAGUUUAGGAUUAGAAUUGUUUCAGUAACUACCCAGUCCCUGGAAAGAGGAAUGUUUUGUCCAUAAAAGUUCCCUAUUCCCAUUCCCUGUUGGGACACAAGCUGUGACUCCCCUGGUUGUGUUCCUGUGCCUCCACAGACAUGGCUGGAGGGAACAAGGAUGAGAUUCCUCCCCAACAGGUUUUUUUUUCUCUCAACCACUCAGCAGAUCCAGCCCUUCCUUUAUUUCAUGGCCUCUCCACUAACCUAUGAAAAAACAUCCCCAAACCAACACCAAAAGUCAGAAAGUCAAAAACUGACCUCGCUCAGUUCUCUCCCAGGAGCUCCCUGGGGAAGCUGCAGCAGGAGUGGUGUGGAUGUGGAAAGGACAGUCCCCAACCCUCAGUCUGCCCAGGGGGGUGUGGAUGUGUUUGUGUCCUGCAGGAAGGGACAGUCCCAAACCCUGAGGCUGCCCAGGGAGGUGUGGAUGUGUUUGUAUCCUGCAGGAAGGGACAGUCCCCAACCCUAAAGCUGCUCAGGGAGGUUGGAUGUGUUUGUGUCCCUCAGGAAAGGACAGUCCCAAGCCCUGACUCUCUGGUGCUGCCCAGGGGACUCCAGUGAGUGGGGUGCCAGGGCUGUCCCCGUG